Molecule: messenger RNA, 225 nt
Organism: Chaetura pelagica (chimney swift)
Lineage: Eukaryota; Metazoa; Chordata; Aves; Apodiformes; Apodidae
Product: extensin-like
Exons: 1
Source: RefSeq, a predicted model, not a curated record
AAACGCCCUGAAAACACCAUAAAACCACCCAAAAACAACCCAAGAUGCCCCGAAAACGCCCCAAAACGCCCUGAAAACACCCCGAAUACGCCCCAAAACACUCCAAAAUACCCCGAAACACCCUCAAAACACCCCAAAAACUUCCCAGAACGACCCCGGGAAACAGACCCCAAAUCGACCCCAACGCGUCGGUUCCCGUCACCCCAGGGUGGAGCCCCCCAAAAA